Messenger RNA from Amoebophrya sp. A25, 3362 nucleotides. Lineage: Eukaryota; Dinophyceae; Syndiniales; Amoebophryaceae. The record is from the annotation of a GenBank genome assembly.
AUGUCGGGAGAAGAGCCAGCACCGAUUGCGGAGCCUCUGCCAGAUCCGCCUAAGGCAGAGGGCGUCGGCGCGAGAGUCAGCAACAUGGUCUCAUAUCUGAGCGAGAAGGGAACAGAGAUCAUCGACAAAACCAAGGAAAAAACAAAAGAGGGAUACGCGAAAGCUAUGGAGAAUGAACGGUAAAUAGUAGUAGUUUUAGCACUGACCAGUAGAGAUAGUAGUUUUAGUAAAAAUGACCAGAGAUGAUGUACGGUCUUCUGCGCCUCCAGUAUGUAAUAAAUUUGUCUAGUUGUUUAGGAGAUGGUAUAUGAUUGUUUAAACGGGCGGUGGCAUAUAGUCCUCCUAUGGAAAAAAAAAGAGUUCUAGCAAGAGAAGGGCAGCCGAAGUCGCCAACUGAAUGAAUGAGUGACCCGCAUGCAAGUUCGAUUAGUUUUGGCUGUAGUACAAGUGGAAUUGCGAAAACAAUCGCUCUACUCUUUGACUUGACCAUGAUUUUAAUCCUUUUUUACAUUCACUUUUUAUCUCCAGGGUUGCCGCUCUCGCAGAGAAAACGCAAACACUUGCAGCGCAGGCGACUGAGAAAGCAAAGGGGAAAUAUGCGGAGGCCAUGGAAUUAGAAAGGGUGAAACUGGCACUCGAGAAGGGACAGGAAUACAAGGAGAAAAUCGGAGAAAGAGCAGCUGAAUAUUAUGAAAAGAGGAGGAAAGACAGUUGCCCUUUUCUCUUUUACAUCUUCCUCUGGUCUGUCUUUUUUCUAGUUAGGUCGGCACCGCCACAAUUAUAAGAAUGUUCUAUAAUGAUCAUAAAAACUACAAGCAACAUCUUAAAAUACUUACUUCUAGUACGUCGUCAACAUCGUGUUUUUCUUCUAAGCCACCAAGGAGAAAAUCGGAGAAAAAACGAGCGAGUUGAAAUCGAAGCUGGAGGAGAAGACGUCUGAGUACCGCGAUAAAGCGAAGGAAGCCAAAGAGAAGACCGCGGAGAAAACCAAAGCUCUCUGGAAGCGGGGAAAGGGCAAGAUCGUCAAAGUCAGGAAUGAAAUGGGACUGGCGUGGGGCAAAACCGCACAGGAAAUCCUACUCCAGAAAGAAGAAGCAGCGAAAAAGUGGACGGAUAUCAAGGUACAAUAGUCAGGAUGUGGUGACCGUGACCACUCAGUUCUUACUCAGGAAAAAGAAAAAGAACGUUCUUUCUAUCUACAGAAAUCACAUCAGGAAGUGCAAAGUGAAGUAGAAAGUAGAAACAGCUCUAGAAUACCCUCUAGAAUAGGCACAAUCAUCAUUCUUGGCACUUCCAACUCGACGAUUCGACGUAACGUAAUGUCGGUAACAUCAACAUAUCAUGAAACGAAACCAAACUUCCGGUAGACCCGAAAUACUACAAAAGAGGUGCCAUGAUAUGACAUGACAUGACAUGACAUGGCAUGACAUGACAUGACAUGACAUGACAUGACAUGACAACACCACGGACCUCAACCUCUUCUACUCCUCCAGAUCCGUGGUGCUGAGGAUAUCGUGGUAAGUGCAAGGUCCGAGUUCACGACCGCCUACCUUGUGGAGAAGGGGACUUUGAUGCGAUGGAGCUUCAGGGUGAAGGACUUCGAUAUUGGAUUUGGCGUCAGAGUACGAGUUAUGAAGGAUGGUGGCUCAGUGGAGGAGGAUGUCUUGCCAGUCGAGCGCUAUGACAAUGUUGAUACCAUCGAAGGAAGCUGGGUGGCAGAUGAAGAUAGUACAACUUUUAACUUUUAGACCCUUUUAGACUAGUACUUACAACUUUUACUUUUAUAAUAGUACAACUUUUAGACCCUUUUAUAGAUACUACUCGUCUUAUAUAGUAGUACUUUUAGACUACUCUUUUAUUAGAUUUUGACCUCAUGUUAGGUAAAUGAAUGAAUGAAUGACCCUUUUAGACUUACUUUUAGACUACUCUUUUAUUAGACUGAUUUACAUUUUUCCUUUUUACUGGUGGCAGAUGAAGAUAGUACUUACAACUUUUACUUUUAGACUACUCUUUUAUUAGACUGAUUUACAUUUUUCCUUUUUAAGUACUUUUUUUAGCCAAGAACAUUCUCUGCAAGGUCAACUAUUAUUCAUACACCUUUGUGGUCUUAUCUGAUAUAGAAGGUACAGGGUGGCUGAGCGGCCUCUUAAAUGUUACAGACAAGACGUGACAAGAGGGAUCAUGACACGACAUGACUAGUACAAAUACGACAACGUUUUUUGAGAUGUUGGAAUUGGAAACAUCCUCCUAGUAAGUAACGCUGGUAUAAUGUUGUGUGUCAAGGGCACCUUGUUUUUCUCCCAUCACUAUUGAAACGAUCCCUAUUCUCCAUACAAGAAUCUAUUCGAAUUUCAGGAACGAUGGUCCUGGUAUUCGACAACACGUAUAGUAAGCUGAGAUCGAAGUCGGUGGCGUUUCUAGUGGGAACAGAGCCAGCUCCAGCUGACGACGACGACGAGGAAAGCGCAAGUCCAGCUCAGUCGCCUGCUGAUGAGUCAUAAACAUAAGCACCAGAAUAUCGCAUGAAGAAAAUCAUGAAGAAUAGUCAUCAGUAAUGUGGUUUUCUUUGAUGUGAAAUCGACCAGCAUAGUAGUUGUAGAGCUUGUCGUGUGACGCUCUACUCGGGUCACAACGGAACCAGGCAGUUACUUGUAAUUGCUACGUGGUUCGAAUGAAUGAAUAAAAGAAUAAAAAACAUAGUAGUUGGGAAGUGGUAUCUGUAGUUGUUAGUACUCGUCUAAAUACAAUUAAUCUUCAAGAACACUAAAGAAUGGCGGGUUCCUAGAUGAACAAAGAAGAACACUUGGUAGAACUAGUUUUGGACCUCCUUGAAGUCUUCAAGUUGGAGAUGUAGAAAUAAUAUCCGUUUUUGACAUUCUCGCUUGUGACGAAAAAGUAGUUGACAUAUAGUUUAACUGCCACAUUGAUGGGGUGAUACCUGCAAGACUGCCUGUCGUAAGCUCGUUUUUUUUCGUAGCGACACGGUGCUGCGGGUGAGAAUCACAGAACCAGAUCUUUGUUGCUUAUCACUAACGCGUGUUUGGUAAAAUAAUUUCUUUGAUGCGGAGCAGGUAGGCAUUUUUACGUAUAAUUGAAAGCUAACUGAUGGAUAAGAGAUUAAGGUCAGCUUUUAUCCAUCUUUCUCGGUAUCUCGGUACCCGUUUCCCUUGUAUUCUCAUGAAAUACAAGGUAAAAGGGGCCAAGAUGAUGGGCGCCGAGAUGCAAUCUAGCAGAGAGACUCUCAAGAGAACUGGGCUAUUAACGCACCACUCCUAAUCCUAAAAACCUCUAAAAAGACCAUGAAAAACUCAGGAUUCUCUUGGAGAUACAACAGGAAGCAACAUACCGUCGGAAACCAAAAA